AUGACGACAGAUUAUAGUGACAAUGCAUUAUCUGGCUUGAGUGAUGAUGACUUCAGUCAAAAUGUGAAAAAAGGUCUUUCGAACCACAACACUAAAGAGGAAAAUACAAGUACUUUCAAUACGAACACUAGCCAUUUCGAGCAUCCUGGACACAAACAGGGCAGUGCACUUCAGCAGUUAUCCAGUCUUUUAGGCCAAACUAUGAGAUUGGAAAAUGUAGCCGAUUUAAAAGAGGUACUCAAGUCAGUUGGUACCGGCUGUCAGCGUAGCCUUCCAACAAUCCCCAUAAAUGACCUGCGAGGUGAAGAAGCCGCUGCCUAUCAUCGUGAAGACUGCGUACUGAGACGCAGUCUGGCUGCAUUAUAUCGUUUAAUAGAUAUGAGAGGAUGGACACACUCAAUAUAUAAUCAUAUAUCUGCAAGGUGCACCACAAAUCCCAAUCAUUUUUUGAUCAAUCCGUUUGGUUUACUGUACCACGAAAUUCAGGCAUCUAGUUUAGUGAAAAUAGAUGCCAAUGGCAAUAUCGUCGAUCAAGGUAGUUCAGUGUUGGGUGUAAAUAAAGCCGGUUGGACACUUCAUUCUGCACUACAUUCAACCCGUAAGGAUAUCAACUGUAUCAUUCACGUUCAUUUACCGGAUGUAAUAGCAGUGUCCUGUCUUCGUGCAGGUUUGCUGCCUGUAAGUCCAGAAGCUAUCGAACUAAUCUCAAACCAUGGUGUUCGUUAUCAUGAAUACCGAGCAGUCGCCGCCGCUAGCAUUCCUGAAGCUUGGUAUAUAGUUAAGCGAGUGAUAACUGCCUGUCAAACACAAAUGCGUCUGAUGCAACUAAGCGAUGGAGCAAGUUUAUUGUCUGACUUGAAGGACAGUGCAACACGGUUAGCUGAUAGUAAAGCUGAUCAUCCCGAAGAAGAGGAAUCGGAUGCGUUAAAUCAUCAAGAAAAAAAUGAUUCAGCAUUAUUAAAUGGGAAAACAAGCAGUGACAACGGAGAUCAUCUAUAUACUAACUGUAUCCGCCUACGCAAAGUCGUUGUUCUUAUUUUUCUCACGACCAAUAUUGGGGACAUAAACAUCGACGUAAAUUACUGUCUACCAAUUUGGUUAGAAGCCUGCUCUCACUCCAAUACAACUAACCUCGAUGAUAACUACUCAAUCCUUGUUAUUAAGCUGCAUAAUAAGCACCUAGUUCUUACAAUCCCUUUUUCGAAUAUGGAGACGAAUUCUCUGUUUUUGAUGCAUUUAAAGGUUUCAUGGACCCCUGAAGAACUUGAAUUUGAAGCAGAAAUGCGUGUUCUGGAUAGUGCAGGUUUUCGAACUGGUCAUGUUUAUCGUCAACCUAAUUUAUUACGACGUGCUCAUCCAGGUUCAUCUUGGACAGGUGACACAUAUGGUGAUCAAGUUACAGGAGCUGACCUGUUGACAACUGACUUUUCCAAUAAUGAGUUCAGUGGAGUUGAAGAUAUUGCUGCUGCCGAAGCUGCUGGUGCUGAGCAGGUAGCCAAAAUUGUCGAUCAUGUUCGAGCCAGCCGUCAAAAAAAUGUACAGAGAAAUCAGUGGCUGGCAAAAGCAAAUGAACCAUCAUCACAUAAUGGGAUAGUAUCAAGUUCUAUGAUUGCAUCACCCCGUGAACAAUUGAAGAUGAAGAAUCCUGUUGACUAUCGUCCACAUCCUUUUGCUUCUGAAUCUCCUAUCUGUAUGCCUGUCAGACGAUCAGAUUCCGGUAGCACACCAACAACAACAACUGACACGGAGAGGAAUUUUCACUCACCUACUGAAAGUCUACAUGGUGUUUCAGGCUAUUCAACUUUAAACGGUUCAGUUUCUACAUCAGCAACUGCUACUCCAUCACACAAUAUAACACCAACCAAACGGUUUAAUGAUCCCUCUGUAAAUAAGAGUGCGACACUACCUGCCAAUGUACAACAUAUGAGUAAGUCUUUUCAACAAGUCUAACCUAUAAAAAUCAUUUAAUUCUUUCCGCUGUAUUUUUUUUCUGUAAAUCACACAUCGUCGCUUGAAUAUUGUUGAUUGGAACAAAUUUCAAGCAUAUAAAAUAUUGUUUUUUAAGCUUAUCUAGAAACACACGUAUACAGAAAAUCACCUCAAAUAGACUAAAAUACUCAACUACAACAUUUUUAUUCAAAAGAACCAAAACACACUGCAACACUCCAGCCUCAAGGAGAAUAGAAGAGAAAUGUCUAUUAACUGCUUUCAAGAAAAACAGAUAUCCUCACAGGUUCAUCAAAAAUGUCUACACUCGAAUCAAACUAGCUGUAGAAAAAACUAACCCUUUAAAAACACCAAGAAAAUUCAUCCUAUCACAUAUAUAUUAAGAAUGUUUGUGAAAUAACAGCUAGAAUACGAUAGUCGUUCAGAAUAAAUAUCGCACGCAAACCAUCAUCAUUCAACCAUUCAUUCAAUACUAAGCAGUCCGAAAGACGCAAAAGCGAUAGCGGACAAAAUGAACACCAUCUACAAAAUAUAGACUGCAUCAACUAUGAAAAUCACUCUAUUGGUCAAAAUAGUCGCCGCCUUCGACUCCAAGUUCAAGAAUAUAAAUUAGCUGUUAAAAGACACUCCAUAUAUAUUCUUUCUUAUCAAUACAUGCAGGACAAUUAUUGGAAAAUGGUGAGAUAUUAAACAGUGGAAACACCGAAAAUACCUGGAAACUCCAAAAAAACCCGGUACUCAGAUGAAUCAGUGACCAAAAAGUCAAAUUCCAAAUCAGUAAAAAAGCGAUCGAUACUGAUGCGAACUAACAACUAUAUUUACACACACACGCAGAAUUCAAAUAAUUUCACUUCAUAUUAAAGUUUGCUUUGAAGAUGCUGUCUAGAAAGAUAAUAUAAGCUUUUCAAUCAAACCAUCCAUCGUAUCAAAAUGCAUAAGCUUGAUAAUUGUUAACUAGCCCACGUUUGAUUUCUUAUGUGUACAGCAUAUAUGUACCAAUUGAAGUUGUUCAUUGUUAAUACUAGUGUGUUAUGCAGGAGUUGUAACAAUACUCGCUUGAAGCACAUCCACUUUUAUCUCUAGUAAUCAUGAAGUCUCCUUGACAUUUAAGUAGUUUUUAUUCGCAGAGUUCCAGAGGUUCCGUAUAAUCAUUUUUCAUCAUUGAUCUGUAGAUAACACGUGCUCCAAUCAAUUCCUAUGUGUGUGCCACUCGUAUUCACACCAUAUACAAAGUUUGAACUUCCAGGCAGUAUCAAUAGUCUUUACACCCGUGAUGUAAAUGGCUGUCUAUUGUGCAAGCAACUACACACAUGGUUUUCACUUAAUUUCAUCGUUUUCGUCUGAGACUUUCUAAAAAUACCAUUAUCACAAUAAAAAAGCUAGUAAUGUGCUUGAAAAGAAAGGUGUAAUAUUUAUUCCUAAUUGUAAUAUUCAAUGAUCAAAUAUUAGUAAACCUAACAACAACAACGACAGGGGACAGAAGUUAGAAAUCCGCAUUCAGCAACAUUGUUUGUAUUGCAUAUUAACAAUAAAUAGAAACAGACAACAGUGAACAUUUACAAAGUGUAGAAAUAAGGAAAUCUUCAAGUAUUGGUUUUGUAGGGAUUUUGUUUGGUUGGUUGAUGCAUUUCAUCAUAAGCUGACAGGGGGAUUAUAGUGGGUGAGUCGUGACCAGUAGGGUACAGCAAGUUAAAAGUGAGGCAGUAACUCACUGAAGAAGACAUUGCGAAGUGGUCACACUAUGGCGUGAUUACCAGAAGUUAGAAUUAAUGGGCUAGCCAACUGGACCGGAUCCCAGUGUCUUAGUGGUCUACGAGCUCGCUAGCCUUGUAACCAUGUAAGGUCCUGGGUUCGAAUCCCAUCGGUGGGUACGCACUGAUGAAGAGUCCCAAAACAGCUGUCCAGUACUCCCUGUAGGUUUUCCAAUCGUUCUCUAAUUGAUGUCAACCCAUGAUGAAACCCUUCAACCAAAUAAGGAUAUCGUCAAUCACCACUGAAAUAUUACGUAGCAUCGCUUAUUAAAAAAAUACAUAACAUUUAAGAAAUUGAGUGUGAUUUCACAAAAAUUAUCCUGCUUCCAUUUUUUUACUGUAUAGUUUUUAUGGCCUAUCAAUAAUAUCAAAUUAUUUCCGGUGUGAUUAUUGUAUUUUUAUUCUCUUUCAGCUGUUUUAUCAAAUUCGAAUACU
This is a messenger RNA of Trichobilharzia regenti, 4133 nucleotides long. NCBI's taxonomy places the organism in Eukaryota, Metazoa, Platyhelminthes, Trematoda, Strigeidida, Schistosomatidae. The record is from the annotation of a GenBank genome assembly.